Doryrhamphus excisus (bluestripe pipefish) is the source of this 1308-nucleotide messenger RNA. It is a transcript of the gene hpgd, whose product is annotated as 15-hydroxyprostaglandin dehydrogenase. Gene Ontology annotation, molecular function: oxidoreductase activity, acting on the CH-OH group of donors, NAD or NADP as acceptor. NCBI's taxonomy places the organism in Eukaryota, Metazoa, Chordata, Actinopteri, Syngnathiformes, Syngnathidae. Gene Ontology annotation, cellular component: cytoplasm. The record is from RefSeq and is a predicted model, not a curated record.
GACUGACGAGCAGCGUGAGAGGGGGAGCCAAUGUGGGAGGGGGGAGGGACAGAAGGAGGAGAAGGAGGAGAAGGACAACCCAACCAAAACACACAGAAGAGGGAGCCAGCCCCCGAUGUGGAGACAAGAAGAAGGUGUCAGAUAGGUGAGCGGGGAACACACGAGUCAAAGGUCGACGGAGCGGAGGCAAAGCGUCGUGGAGCAUGUCUCUCAAUGGGAAGGUGGCUCUGGUGACCGGAGGGGCUCAGGGCAUCGGGAGAGCUGUGGUCCAGUCCCUCCUGCAAAGCUCAGCAAAGGUGGCUGUGGUGGACCUGAACAAGAUCUGUGGUGAAGAGUGCAAGACACAGCUGGACGCUGAGUUUGGAGAAGGCCGCAGCACCUUCAUUCCGUGUGACGUGUCCAACGGAGACUCCCUGCGAGACGCCUUCCAGAGCACAGUGGACAAGUUCGGGCGCCUGGACAUUGUCAUCAACAAUGCUGGAAUCAACAAUGAAAAGAAUUGGGAGAAGACCAUACAAGUGAACCUGACAUCCGUGAUAAACGGGACCUACUUGGCCUUGGAACACAUGAGUAAAGAGCACGGCAAAGAGGGCGGUACCAUCAUCAACGUGUCAUCCAUGGCAGCCUUCCUGCACUCGCCUCACCAGCCGGUCUACACAGCGACCAAACAUGGCGUAAUUGGCUUCACGAGGGUGAUGGCUGAUGCGUCCUCUCAGAGCGACUACGGCGUGAGAAUCAACGUGCUGUGUCCAGCUUUUGUCGACACGCCGCUGCUGCAUUCGGUCGAACAAGAGGAAUAUAUGGGCAAGUUUGUCAAGUUCAAGGAUGAUUUCAAACGCAGCAUGAGCAAGUUUGGGGUUUUACAGCCGUCAUCCAUAGCUGAAGGCAUGAUGAGGUUGAUCACGGACACCAGUCUAAAUGGUGCCGUCAUGAAGAUAACAUGCGCCAAAGGGAUCCACUUCCACACCUACGAACCCAUGUCUGCUUGAGUCUUGGCUCGUGGACUCCACCUGGGAGCAGCCGCUGAUUCAGGACAACAUGCAGAAUCCCUCCAAUCUUUUGAUUCUACUGCACCAAUUUGCCUGAACAUUACUCAAUCGUGUAAAUACAAGUAAUUAUGCUAAUAAAGGCUUUAAGACGCGACGAUAGCAGCUAUUUUAACACAAAAUGCUAACCAUGCAAACAAAAGAUGCCGAAUGUUGACAUCGUGUAGAUUCUGUAAUUAACAAGGUUAUUCUUAAGAGCUGUCAGAGUUAUUAUUUAAGAGCUGGAUAAUUUUUUACAUAAAUUAAAAAAACCUAUGGGGUG